Closterium sp. NIES-67 is the source of this 2822-nucleotide messenger RNA. NCBI's taxonomy places the organism in Eukaryota, Viridiplantae, Streptophyta, Zygnematophyceae, Desmidiales, Closteriaceae. The record is from the annotation of a GenBank genome assembly.
AGCUUGCAAGUUGCAAGCCUGCUUUUCUACCGCCAGAAGCCCAAUCGACUUGUGCUUUCAACAGUCGACUCUAACAGUCGGCAUCACUCGAGGCGACAACAGCGACGAUUACUGACUCUAACUUCGACAAACCGGAGUGAUCCUGCGGCCGUGGAUUCCAGUCGACUCUAAUAGCAGUGGCGUGAUUCUAGUACUUUCCGACAGGCAGCCUGUAAGCGCGAUAGCGCGGCGACGAUUCCGUCUUCCCCUCGGGGGGCCCUGCAAGCGCCGCGCUCGUCGUCACGGCCCGUGACGUGACGACACGUGCCUCUAAGUCACUCGACGGAAUCUCAGCGCUGCACCCGCCAGCUCUUGGGGAAAUUCCCGCACUACCACCACUACUGGUGGCUGCGCCGCUGCCAGAGCGGGAGGAAUGUCGGCGCGGCUCUCCGCCCUUGCCCGCAUUUUGAGGCUCGUUCUGUCUCACAACUGUGCACCCUGCCGCCGACAGUAGUGGCUCUGUACCAGUAGUAUUCCCAUUACUCGUCGCACCUCGCAGUACCUAGCAGUACCUCGCAGCACCUCUGCGGCUAGUACUCUCUGUACUCCUAUUACUCCUUCUAGCAGAACCGGGAAGGCCAGUGGCAUUCCAUGGGCGUGGAGAGGGUGGUACCUAGCAGGCGCUGCUUCUCCUCAUAGCAGGUCGAUCCACACCGUGCAUCUCGGGUUUGGUCUCGAGUUUUCUCUCGGGUUUUAAAUCGCCGGUCGUCCUAAGGUAUUUUGCAAGCAGGCCGUUGAGAAUUAGGCUGAUUGGAGCGCGGCGAUCACAGCACUGAAGAGGCCUCGUGAGGAGUACCAGCACUGCUGUCAGCAGUGCCAGUGCAAGAGGGAGUGGUAAGGUAGGAGCACCAAAGAGAACUUGGGGUGAAGCAACGGAUUGUGCCGAGUAGGCGGCACGAUGGUGGCCGUACUCAGACUCAUCCUGCCGCUGCCGCUGCCGCUGCCGCUGCUGCUGCUGCUGCUUCUGGUGGUUGGGAACAACGUCUCAGUGCCCCACGCCGGAGCGGCAGCAGCAGCAUCGUCAGAGACACCUAUCUGGCACAGCGGCAGGAGCUGGGGACACCUCUCUAGGAAACUCACCCGUGAUCUAACCCCACCACUAGGCCAAGCCAAGGGAUAUCAGCAGCAAAACGGCGAAGAUGGGCCUGUAGGGUGGAUUCUAAUGCGAGAGCAGAGGGACGGUAGGCCAUUUUCCGGCAAGAAGCAACACCUGCUGGUAGGUUCAAGACCGGCGGUGGACAACGAUAGCGUGGGGCAUGGUAGCAAUGGUGAUGCUGUCGCGCAGCAAGAUGAAGGGAGGAGAGAUUGGGAUAUGAGUGAAGGGGUGAGUGGAGAAGAGAUGGUAAAGCAGCAGCAGCAGCAGCAACUGGAGCAGCAGCAGUGUCCGUACAUCGCUGGUGCUCUCCCCACAUGCGGCAUGCGUCGUGAGGAAGACGAGGACGAGGAGCAACUGCUGCUGCUGCAGAAUCGCCACGGAACGAAGCACCAGGAACGACCGCAACGACAGCAGCAGCAGCAGCGGCGGCUGGGGCAAAACCAUGAGCAGUGGCAGCAGCAGUGGCAGCGGCGGCAGCGGCGGCGGUUGGUGAACACGACGCCAGUGACAUACCGAAGUGGCACCAUGAUGUAUAGGCCCAUCCGCGUGCACCUGGUGUGGUACGGCGAUGCCUUCACUGACCGCUUCAAGACUGCCAUCCGGCUCUUUGUUAGCUCGCUCGCGCCCUCUGCUGACCCUGCAGUCACCGUGCCCCUCUGGUGGAACAUCAACCGGAUGUACUACGACAGUGACGGACGCAACGUCACAGCAAACAUAACCCUUGGCAAGGAAGCAACUGUUACCAGCACCGGUAACCUGACGACGUUUGACGCUACAGUGGACGUGGUGCGGCAGGUUUUGGACGCAGGGAAGCUGCCAAUAAGCGAGGACGACAUAUACCUGCUGCUCACGGAUAAGAACACGGUUCAGAGUGGUUCCAAGGAGAACGCUGGGGCGCGCUGGUGCACCAGCUACUGUGCUUGGCACACGUUCUUUGACUAUAACACCACCGCCGCUGCUGCUGCCGCUGGCAGUGGCAGUGGUAGCAGCCUACCUAGCAACAUUGUUGCCAAGAUUGCCUGGGUCGGAGACCCCACCAUCUGGUGCCCCGGCUGCGGCCUCACCACACCACUCCUCGACUACUUCGCCUCGCCCAACGGCGACCCCGUGCACGAGGCCAUAAUUAGCUUCGCUGCGCACGAGAUCGCCGAGACGGCGUCCAGCUGGAACAUGCGCACGUGGCUUGACUCCGGCCUCUAUGAAAAUGCCGACAAGUGCCAGACGUGGUUCGGGACGUCUACUCAGCUGAACGUGGCGUCGGCGUCGGCCGGAGGGUUGUAUAAUAUGAGAGGGGUCAACGGGUCGAAGUUUAUCGUGCAGGCUAACUGGGACCUGGUGUCGAAUAGUAAGUGUGUGCUGACUGCGCCGACCCCCCCGGAUCCCCCUCCUCCCCCUCCUCCCUCUCCUCCCCCUCACCCUCCUCCAACACCGCCCCCUCCUCCCUCCCCUCCGCCCUCUCCCCCUCCCCCACCUCCCCCACGUGCCCAGGCCCCAGCCACACCGCCGCCAGUGCCUGAUGCUGUUAGAAGGUUCCGGGCUUUUAUCUGUAGGGUGCUGAGGCGAUGUAAAUAAAGUAUAUGGGGGAGUGCUACAUGUGUAGAGUUGUGGAAUGAAGUAGGGAGCAAGCUCAUGGUACGUUUCCAGUAUUGGAUCUUGUGAGUAUACUUAUACCAUUGCUUUGCUACUG